This is a messenger RNA of Musca domestica (house fly), 15804 nucleotides long. It is a transcript of the gene tweek, whose product is annotated as bridge-like lipid transfer protein family member 1. Bases 449 to 15772 code for a protein of 5107 amino acids. The record is from RefSeq and is a predicted model, not a curated record. Gene Ontology annotation, biological process: synaptic vesicle endocytosis. The transcript has 32 exons. Lineage: Eukaryota; Metazoa; Arthropoda; Insecta; Diptera; Muscidae.
GUUUCUCUCCCACGUCAGUCGUCUUCGUUUUGUGUAUCUGAUAUACGAGUAAAAUGUAGAAAAAUAUAGUGAAAAACGAGAAAACCAUGAAUUUGCUAACGAAAAAAUUGAAACAAAAUGUGUUUUAACAUUAAGUUAAUCAUAAAAUUAGACGUAGUUUUAAAAUUUAUAAAAAAUAAAACGAAUUGAUAGCAAAAAAAGUUCACAUUUCGAAAGGUGCUGCUGGUAGCGGUCGGUGGUUACAUGAACCCAGCCCUAAAAAGUGCAAAAAAUCGAAGUCACAACAAAGAAAAAAUUAUCAGGAAGCGAAAAAAAUAUUGUAUCCCACAAAUGUUCAAAGUGCAAUAAAUCUGUGUGUGCGUUUCGUUUUACUGUGUGUGCAUGAAUUUAGUGUAAUUUAAUUAAGCAAAAUUGUCCAUAACUAAUCUCGAGCACAGCCAGCCCAAACAUGGAGACGGAGGAAAAUGAAAUAAAUUUUGGUUUUGCCGAUGCAGGAACAUGGAAUUCCACUGGCCACAUUGCCUUGGAAAACAUGAAAAUCGAUGCUCCCAUGAUAUGGCUUCUAUGUUCACUGCUAACAUCUAUAACAUGGGUAACCUACAUCACAUUUUACAAUUCCCGUUUAAUGGGAAUGCUAAUAACAAAAAUAGCCAAUCGUUGGUUUAUCAAGGGAGCUUUCUUUAAAAUAGGAUCUGUAGCUUUAAAUCCUUUAGCGGGCAAAAUAAUGUUUCGUGAUUUUGUCUACAUAACAUUCGACUAUUCUGUUCGGGUACAAGAUGGCUAUUUCAUAUUUCGUUGGUGGCGUUCAUAUGUACCCAAGGAUGUAUCCGAAGAUUUGUCCCAUUCGGAUACCAGGUUAUCAGUGCAAUUAAAUGGCUUUGAAUUGCACAUCUACAAUCGUUCACAGUUGUAUGACGAACUGGAGAGAACAUUUGGUUUGAAGCCAUCGGUUUUGAUACCGACCGAUUCCCUUUCGACCGAGGAACGCAUCAAACUGAAAGAGCACACCAUGAACAUGGAAAAUGCCCGUCAAAGUAAACGACAAAGUGUCAAACAUUCCGAAGCCAUGAAAGCCACAACAUGGCGUGAUCUCAUACCAGUGAUUAAAAUUGAUAUAUGUUCGGGGCGUUUUGUAUUCGGUAACCGUUUGACGCCCACCACCCUUUCCAUAUCGAUGGAGGAGGCCCAUUGUACAUAUAGUACCAAACCGGCUGUGUGCCGUUUGGAUCAUUUUAUGCAUUUCGUCAAGGCCAAUGUGGAGAACGCCAAAGUUAUGUUUGCUCCCAGUCCCAAAUAUACGGGUUUGGUUGAUGAGCCACCACGUUAUAUGGGUGAGGGAUUUGUUGUGAUGAUGUCCAAUCAAAUGGAUUUAUAUUUCUAUAUGGAUGAGCCGGGUGUUGUGCCCGAGGAGCCAGUCCACAUUACUUUGGCCAAUGGUGAUACAGUGGAGCCCUCCCUCCCCGUCUUGGGUAUAAAUAUCAAAUGUUUAAAGGGCACCGAUUUCAGCUAUGGUCCCUGGGCCGAUAGACAACGGGAUCAUUUAUUUAAAUUUUUCUAUCCUCCCGAUUGGAAGGAGAUGCAAGUAACACCAAUGCCCAAGCCGGGAGAACUGCGUAGUUAUCAAAGUUUUGAUGUAACGUUGUGUGUCCUAAAUGAAGCCACCAUAGAUAUUUUAUUCUCCAAGGAGAAGGAAACAAAUGCCAUGCACAUCACUGUGGGACCUGCCUCCUAUGUUGAAGUAACCAUACCCUGGGUAACACAUCCCGAGGGUUACACCUCCAAAAUCCAAGGUCAAUUGUUUCAUGUGGAGGCCACAACCUCCUUGCAAUAUCGUAGUUUGGCCGAAUUUGAAUCCCUGGAAUAUAAAGUGCGCAUACACUACCCCACCAAAUGGAAUGCCCCACAAGAUUGGAGCAUAUCCCUGGCUGGAUGCAAGGCAACUGCAUACAUCGUCUAUAAACAUAAAUGUUUCUUUCAAGAUCUCAUCGAAGAUUGGGCCAGCAAAGCCAGACCGGAUAUUUUAUCCUUUGUGCCAUAUACCUGUAAAUUUAAUAUACUCCUCAAUGAAUUUGAAAUUCUUACAUUGUGCAAUGAAUACAAUUGGAUUGAUUGUUCCAGUGCCAAUCAGGAAAACAACCAUUUGGCUUUUUGUGGUGAUGUUUUUGACAUGAGUUUUGCAUUGCCUUUUGAAGAUUUUCUGCCCAAAACUGUUACAUUGAAAUUCUGGAUUCAUGGCGAGGGCUUGGAUUUGAGCCUCUAUGUACCGGAAGUAUCCUCAACAAGGCCCAUAGUACUGGCCAUAGAUGAAAAUGCCCGUCUGUUGACCAGAAGUGGUAAAGUGAAAACAAGACCAGAGUUAUACACCAAGAAAUGGCGCAAGAUUUGUCAACGUUCGGCGGGUUGGAUCGACUGCUGGACGGUGCCAAUUGUGGCCUUAUCAAUACAAUAUGUCUAUCAUCCAGCACCACCCUUGGGGCCAGAUCCCCAGGCCGAUAUAACAACACCUGAAAAAGAAGAAAUUUUGCUCAGUCCCAUGCGUAUACCGAAGACCAGAAAAUCGCCCAAUCCCAAUUGGCAAAAGGCCGCCGAACAACAGCAGAAAUUUGAUCCCUCAACGCUGCCGGCCGAUCAUGUUACAGUGGAGCUGGAAAUUGGUUCUUCUGUGCUCAUGUGUUAUGGCAAUGUGUUGAGAAAUUUUAUAAAUCUCAAAGAGAACAUAUUUGGAGAAGAUCAAAAUUUCACCGACAUGGAACAAUCAAAUGUUAAGACCAAAGAAACCGUCAUACAACCACCCAUAAAUCCCAAAGAUCAGCUAUUAUCGAGAGAUAAAGAUUUGGCCACAAAAUCCAUAUCAGAAGUUACUGUGCCCGAGGAGAAACAAAAACCAUUCGAUCCUAGAUUAUAUAGACCUCUAGAGGUUGUAGUAUCGGUGAUUAUACACGACAUACAGGCACAUGUUAUGAAAAACUGCAAUGAAAAUGAUCCACCAUGUCCUGUGGUGUUGAUUGAACGUUUGGGCUUUGAGAUGAAUAAACGUUAUCACGAGACAACUUUGCAAGUUUUGGUCAGCCCUUCAUAUUUGAUAACAUCGGAUUUGGUGCCAAGACAGAAUCGUGAUAAACAUAUCAAUCAGGGACAUUUAAUGUUGUCGGCAGUGCAGGUUCGUGGCCAUGCCAUGUUUAGUAAUGAAGGUUGUGCUUUAGAUGAGGAUACCCUGGAGUAUUCUUGGCUUGUAGAGGUCCAGUUGGGAAAACUCUCGGGUAAAUUGACCCUUCCCCAGUUAUUUAAUGUUGCUGUGGGCCUAGAGACGUUGGCUCUGCUAGCUGUGGAUCCUGAGAAUUGUUUGAAAUCACCCAAAACUGUACGCAAUUGCCAUCAUGGUGUACCCAGUAAUCAAUGUCCCCACACCAAAGAGGAAAACAAAUACAAAUGUCCCUCGGCGGAGGAUAUUAAAUAUAAGAUGACUAGAGUUUCUGUAGAUGCAGUAGAUGUUUAUUUAAUCGAAAGUGGUACAGCUUUACAUGCUUGGAUCUCACCCAUACGCCUGGCCAAUUGUAAUUUACACGGGCAACGUGUCAAAUCGGGCAUAUCCGGCUUGCUACCCUCAAUCUUGAUAAGACUGUUUAUGUUAAAUGCUGGUUGUACAACAAACAUGACAAAUUCAUAUAACACAAAUACCACGGGCAGCAAUCGUUCGGGUAAAUUACGUAGAGCCGAUCAGGAGUCUGUUAAAUCGGAUAUACAUCAUCAUGGCACCCAUCCGGCCAAGGGAAAACGUAGCUCGAAUUCAUUUUCUCAGCGUAGAGAUUCCCGCGAGGAGAGUUCCCGUAAGUUGCGUGAUAGCUUCUCGGAAUGUAGGAGACCAAAUGCUGGCGGGACUACAGCGGCAUAUGAUAGUGAAUUCUUUGAAAAUUGGGUUGAAGUUGGUUGCACCUCAUUGGGACCCAUACUAUUGGAGGGAGCAUCAGCAUUGCCCAUACCCGAUCAUAAAUUACAUUUGGUGCAGCAUAAUUUCUUGCGGGAACAUGACAUGAAAUAUAAACGUUUGUGGUUCUUGUGGUCAAAUCCGGCAACAACGUCCAGCAAUAUUACUGGUGUUGUGGAUAUAUCACGUUGUGGUUGUAUUGGUGGUUGUGCCUUCUUUGGUAGUAAUCGUAAUGGCUUGAAGUUCUUUAAACCAUCCGCCCAGGAUCUACAGGACAAUUAUAAUAUUGCCAGAUAUUUCAUUAUAAACAACAAUAAAGAUUUUGGCUUUGGAGAGAGUAUUUUACAUCAAGGACAGUUGGUAUUCCAUACACCGCCAUAUAGUUUGCAUUCAGUCUCACUGCAUGAUUCUGCCGAAUUUACUGGAAAGGGAAAACUCUAUCGUCCUCCAACCGCCGUUAAUGGUAGUUUGAAAAAAUCCGAUUUGGCUGGCAAAGAUAUAGUGGGAGCAAAAAUGAAGUUAGGUGGUGCCUCAACCCUGGACAAGGAUAUGAAUGGCCGCAAAUCUAGAGAAAGUAUUGGCUCACCCAAUACACUGGAACGUAGAAGCAAACGUUAUUCAUAUUCAACAACACGACAAACAUCUGUAGAAGUUCCUUAUGCCCGUCUACUGGAUAGUCCAUCGAAAAAGAUCUUACGGCAAGAUUCGGCCGAUUCACAAAUUGUGGUCUAUCGCCGAGGUUCCGAUUCGAAUAAAUCGCAAAAUAAUACACUGCGUGUGUCACCACCGAAGACAAGUAUAUCUGAUUCUCGUUUAACUGGCGAGGCCAAUGUUGAAGAUGAAUUGGAGAUACCCGAUGAAAUGUCGCAUUCUGCGCCCCAUUCACAUCCCUUGGAAUUUGAAAUUGCCGACAUCAAUAUGCAGUCACAGCUGCCAAGUGAUCUAACAAAUGGUGAACAUUUGACUAGGGAAGUUCAACGAACCAUAUCUCUGACAUCGGAGAAUCCCUCCGAAAUGUUUUUCUCUGCCGAAGAAGAUAUCUCCAAUAUGAUGUCUCAAAGGGGCUCAAUUAAAAAUCACAAUGGUUCCAUUAUAUUUUCUGGAAAGAAACGAUUUUCUUCUGAUUUGAGCAUUGGCAAUCAAAAUGAAAAUGCUACACUGUCAUCAUUGAAUACCUAUAGAAGUGAUUUGGAAAUCCAUGCACCAGAACCCAAUGUAAAAUCCCUGUCAAAACGUCCCCAAAGCACCACCGAAUUGGUGGACUCCAGAGCAUCAUCGUCGGGAACACCCUCCUUAUCGUCGAAUUCCUUUAUCUCAGCCAUGUCGUCACAAGAAGAUGUUGCCUUGGUCAAUUUGCAUCAACAAGUGAAUCGACCCAUUAUCGAUUCACCCCUUCUCAUGGCCAGCUAUUUGAAUCAUUUAUCGCAAGUGAAAUGUUUCAAUUGGACCUCAUGUUCAUUUCCAUCGGGUUUGGAUGUAUUUUCAACACCCCUAUUUCAUGAAAAUGAAAACGGAGGCCUAACCUAUAUUGGCAGUAAAAUGGUACCACAUUUUGAUUUAUACUCAUCGUGGAGAGAAAUAAAAGUGGUGCCACGUUACGAAAACACAACGGGCAGUAAUAGUUCGGCCACAUUUAUGGGUGGUCCUAAAUCCCAUCCCUGGGAUCCUAGUGUUCUGCUGAAGGAAGAAGAAAGUGAUAAAUCUACAAAUGGUUUUGAUGAUGGGGAAUUUAUGAGUCUGCAGGCAGAGGGAGCGGCAUGUACAUCGGUUGUGGCCCGUCUCAAGGGUCAGGUUAAUGUGUUUUUAACACCUUUAUUGUUGGAGGGACUACAAAGAAUGGUCGAAUCGGCAAUACCGACAUUUUCAAAUAUGCACCUACUAACCGUUGUCAACUAUAUACACUCAUCGUGUAUAGCGAAAGUUAAGAAUGAUAACAUCUUGAAACGUGAUCAAUCUUUGAGUUAUUGGUCUCAGGUCCAUUCAAAUUCAAAACGUUCAACAACCGAAAGAAAUCUCUUAGGUCCUGGUGAUUCAUUUUUAAGUGAUGUCUACGAGGAGAGUAUAUCGACGAAGACACAGGGUUUAAUUGUUCUACCCAAAGUCAGCAUAACAAUGUUGCAAUCAUCCAUUAUCGAAGAAGUUAUAUCGGUGGCGGCAUUGGAUAAUGUGCAGGAUCUCAGCUGCGUCUCCCUUUUGACAUUCUAUAUCGAGGGCGUUUCAACAAAAUUCCAUUUGGGCAAGACCACCCGAGCCUCAAUGCACAAUGUGUACAUACAACAGACAGUGCAGUCGAAUAGUCACAAAAAGGGUGGCAUCAUGAAGGGAACACGUGCCCUUUUGGCCCAUCUAUCAUCCCAGUCACGACCCGACAAUGUACAAGGUGAACCAAUUCUAAUUGAAACUUCGGAAAAACAAUUAGAAGAACUUGUCAUCACUCUGGACGUGGGGCGUGCACAUGCCCAGCUGAGACGUUUAAAAACCGAAAGUACCACUGGGCAAGAAUCGCCCAUAAUGGUGACCGCCAUACCAGAACCUAAGAGUAAAGUUUUAUUUGAAUGCCUAAAAAUGACCGACAACACAGGAGUUGAUAGUAUUGGUUAUAUUAUGUUUGAAUGUGGCCUUGAAGGUGUGGGUGUAAAAAUCGUUAAACGUUCCCAUUUUGAAAAGUCUGAAAACUCGAAAGAAGAAUUGGCCGAAAUGGCCGAGGAUGGUGUACUCAAUGAUUUGGUGGAAAAUGUUACGAAUACCACGACGGCAGCGGCUGCCAAUAACCCACAAAUAGAUGUUUCCACAACAUCGAGAGCUGAGGCGGCGUGGCGUAUGCUGACCAAAAAGCCGCCAACACCGAAGACUCCCAAAGAAAAAUUCCAAACUGCCUUGGAAAAUAUAAUUGUGACAGAACGUGUGGAUAAUCUAAAUGAUAAUCGCAAAUCUACACCCAAACCGCCAGUAAUGGAUGAGGAUAUUGAAAAGGGUAAGGGUACAAAUCAGACGAAAGGAAAGCCGGAGGGUUUUGAUAAAGUUGCAAACAAGGAAACGGACAAAACUUCGUCAUGUGUUAUUGAAUUGAAAUCGGUAUGGCUUAAUUUCGCUGCACCGCCAUGUGUGCCGAUAACACGAAAAAUUGAUUUGACACGUUUGGAUUGGAACCUCUUGAGUACGGCGUCGCCAGCCAUAACGGCUUGGAUGAAUCCCAGUAAUCGUUUGGCCAUUAAAAUUGUGGCACUACUUAAAGCAUUGCAUACACGGCAAACUUCGGUGGCAGCUUGCCUUAUGGCCGAUGCAUUGGAGAAUGAGAAGAUUCAGAGGAAUCCAAAAAUUAAAAAGAGUCGUUAUGCCAAUAACUAUACCCUACUGUCGAAGACAUUGCAAGAAGAUCCCAGCUGUCAGUUGUGUUUCAUUAUGCAAAAAUUGGUGCUUGAUGAGGGCGUCCAAAAGGUGGAGAGAAUUUUCAAACAGGGUGAUGUACCACAUCUUAAUACUCUGAGACAGGGCAUUAUUGUUCUCAGUCGCCAGUGGAAGAAUUCCCUCUACAAUCCCAUAUUGUUUGAACAUCAAUACAAAAAUAAAUUGACACGUCCCAUAAAUGUUACCUUUUCAUUCCCCCAAAACGAAGAGGAAUGCGAAGAUCCAGAAUGUGAAGGUGAUAAUGAUUUAGGGGCAUAUGCUGGUGUUGGAGACAAUCCUGAAGAGAGUGAGAAUGCUUUAUUACUUGGGCAAACACAGCAUCAUCGAACUCAUAUUGAUUCCAAUCAAUUUGGCAUGGCUUAUCCAAGUGAUGGUGUGCUACAUGGAUCACAACGUUCGACAUCGACUUCACCAAAUAUUCAUUUGACAAGAAGAGGGAAAAGUUUAACCAAAGCUUCAACCUAUUCACAUGGCAAUUCUUCCCGUUCCAGCAUACAAAUGUUGCCCAUUAUAUCGGGCUUGGUUGAUAAGCAAGCAGCAGAAAUUGAAUAUGGUGCCUUACAAGAGGGUUCCAUCAGUUCCACAAAUUCCGUGAAUAAGUUUUGGCUAAGCUCUUCGGACAAUCAAAAGGAGGACUUAUACUUUUGGAUGGCUAAGCAGCAGGAAAAUAAGAAAAAAGAAGCAUUUGCCGAAAAGGAAAUUCUACGUCCAACGCCAGUUAGUAAAAUGCCUGGAAAUGUACCGCUGCGUCCGGGUAUAAUGCAGGACUCGAUUACCCUCUUGGAUGCCCAUUUGAUUUUUGAGCCUCUACUGACAUGUCUGGGAGUUAUGCCACAGCAAAUGAUUAAUAAAUUUUCCAAUGCAGAUAUUUCAUCAUUGGAAAACUUUGGCACAAAUCUAUCACUGAUUGGCACCUUCGAUUCGAUACGUGUGGAUAUUGUGGUCUCAGAGGCGGGGGAUAAAAACAAAACGAAGACAACAAAAUUGCCAAGCAAGAAGGCGAAUGGUAGGCCAACCAUAAUGAUGGAUACUCCAUUGUUUUUGUGUGAACGUGUUGGCAUUGAAUUGGAAGUCUUGAAGAUGUCCGACGGAAUGGUUGAUACGGCUAGGCAGAAUGUCAUAUAUAUGUCACGUAGACAAAUGAAAAAACAUACCAGUACUGUGAUUAAUUUUAGUAUAAAUAUUAGAUUUAUUUCGCAACAGGUCAACAUGCCUCUAUUGCGUUUAUUACAUCAGAUAACCAAUAUGUAUCAAAAUGUUAAGGAUGCCCAAAAUGAAUUCCAUGACCAACCGGAUAUAAGUAAAAAAUCAAAUGCCAAGGAUGAAUAUAGUUUGGCCUCUGAACCCAAUGAUAUUAUGCCUUUUGGCUCCGUCUCGGAUCGUUUCAAUCACAAUGAAAAUUCUUCCGAUGAGCGAUAUGAUAAAUUCAAUGAAAUGGUUACAAUGACGCACACGGGAAGCAAAAUGAGACCUCUCAUUCAGCUGACACCUUCGCCAAGCGCCAAAAAUCGUCCUCAAUCAUUUGCCCAAAAACUACGAUCCACAGGGAAAUCGGUAAAGGGCAAAUUGGGUUAUACCAAUCUCAAUGAAUCAUCUUCAUCUCCGCUAAGAGAUAGCCCAACAACAUCCGUCUCAGAACAUCAUAUGUUUAAACUAUCGCUGGAAUCAAAAGCUUCGCUUAAUGGUGCCGGAGCCUGUGCCACUAGUGUUAGUGGCGAUUAUAAUACAAUAACUAAAAAUGGUUUCACUGCCAUUAUACCACCUCUAUUGGAUACACCAAAUUGUUGGAAAACUAUUUUCCAUUUAUUGGAAUUAUACGGCACAAUGCCAGAAACUAAAACGGUACAACAAAGGAUUUCAUUGACCAAUGAAAAGAAACCAUUUGGUGGUGGUUAUGGCCGACAAGAUACCCGCAACGAUGAUGAUGAUUUGACAAGUGCACCCACACCACUGCCACAACAUAAGGAAAUUUUCGAUAGUAGCUCACAGGAGAAGACACGUUUGAUAGUAUUUGGUGUGGCCAAAAUACACAAGACCCGUCUUUUGGCCACAUUGAGUGGUCUUAAAUUGGAAGCGGAAAUAACCACUCUGAAUGGUUCGGCAACGUGGCGUAAAAAGGCCAGGCCGGUUUCGUUGGAGUGUUCUCUCACCGGACAGGUGGGAAGAGCCAUGAUUGUGCUGCUGGAAGGUGUGGCUCCUAAUCAACAAACUGUUGUCAAAGUAACGGUGGGUAAGAGUCAAACUCUCUACUCCAGUCUCACGAAACGAGGACGUGAUAAAAAUAGUGGCCUUCUGUCAAUUGGCCCUGUUAAUAUAGAGAUUCCCCAACAUCCUGUGGCGCUACAUGGUAUGAUGACACGUUCUUCAAAGCAGCUCUCGUCAACGCUGCAAGAGCUACGAGUGGGUCGCAAUUCAGGUCGCACCGCAUCAAGGACACACAAUGUCGAUGAACCAGAAUCACCAUUUCAUUCACGGAACUCUGGUUCAAAUAUGGAUACUAAAGAAAAACCACCACAUCAUAGUCGUAAAUUUAAUACUCAGACGAGGUCACAACCUCAACAGAAUGGUUUGCUGCAACCUUUGGUUAUGCAGUUCAAUGUCCUUCUACAAUCGUUGUCAAUUAAUGCUGCUCUACUGCCAUCGCUACAGGCUCAAUAUCGUAUGAAUCAUGUCAGUUCAACUGGUGUGUCGGGAAAUCGAGCCAAAUUUGUCAUAGACUUGCCGACGCAUACACUGAGUUUUAAUACUAAAAUUCAGGUAAGGAAUGAAAUGAACCUACCAUCCGAGGCAUGUAUUGCCUUGCCACCAGUCCAUGUAAGUGCUGAAUAUAUACCGGAACAUCGCCAAGAGGAACAUGAACGUGUUGAGGGUGUGAUUUUACGACAAGGAGGUUAUGUUAAUGCCUCUGCCGAAAUUGGAGAAUUUGAACGGUGUCUUACAACUGAUUUACUCAAUCAUUUGGUGUUUGUGCAAAAAGUGUUUAUGCGUGAAAUUAACGAGGUGUUGCAAAAGGUGUAUGGUGGUGAGAAACCAGUACCUCUUUGGUCGGAGGAUAGUGAUAGUGGUAGUGUCCAAGAGUCAAGUCUUAAACGUAUACUUUUCUCUUUAAAUAUAUCAAUGAAACGGAUACAAUUGACGGCCACAACACCCUGUAAUUCGGCGGUACGUUUUGAAACGGGCACAUUGGAAUUGCAUUUAUCCAAUCGUGUCAAAAAUUUGGGUGAAGGCAAUGAUCGUAAAAUGUUCGGUAAAGCUCAUAUCGAUUUUAAUCUGUCUCUCGGUCAACUGAUACGUAAUGUGAUAUUUGAUGAGGCCGAACCGGAAUUUCAACAAUAUGCGUUUUUUCACACAACUAUCGGUUUACGUAAUGCAUUCCAAGAUGAAUUACUUAACGAGGACAAAGAAUUGAUCCUGCUAACGUUAAAACGUCCUUUGGUAUACAUUCAGCCGAUAGCUGUUGAUAAGGCCAUAUUAGUGUGGUUGAACUAUAAGAAUGCCUAUGAGUAUUGGGCUGAGAAGCGCGCGAAUUUGAAUUAUGAAAAUGCCCAACAGCAAUCGCAACAGGUCUUUGAUAGAGUGCCAUUUAAUCAGUUUAGCAACAUAGCUGGUUCGAAUUUGUCGACAUUGUUCCUACAGCUGACUGUAGAGGAUAUGGGCAUAUGUCUGCCGUUGAAUCCAGUAGCUAAUUCCUGGGGCUCAAGAUCCUAUCAAGAUUUUGAACCCAAAGGAGCUGUGGUCAUCACCCUGGAAAAUACCAUAAUAUCUGCCUGCAAUUCCGGCUCGCUGGUGUCCAAGGGAAAAUUCCAAGGUUUGUGUUUACGGUUUGCUGAUGAUUUUGAAACAACAUUGGACGAUUGGAAACCAAAUUCCAGUGAACCCAUAAUGAAUGUUUGUGUGGUGUCCGAGGGCACCUAUGAGGUUUGCUCUUGUACCACAGCAGCGAAGAAAAUGGAAAAUGCCAAAUGGCUGCUGAAUGUUAAAUGGCAAAUGGAAGGUGUUGAUAUCCAUUUGGAUAUUAACAUCGGCAAACAAUUGUCCUCAUUGGGUCAUACUCUAACCAUGCUAAGUGGUUUCGAGGAAGAAGAGACCAAUUUAGAUUCACCCGACAGCGAGGAUGAAGACAAGUCACAGCGUGAUACCUUUGGACGUCGUAGAGAAUUUGAGAAUCUACCACCGUUUGUUUUUGAUCCUACCAUUGAUUCGAAGAAGCGUUCAUUUAUGAUGGAAAAAGAAAUGGCCGAACAGUUGAAGAUCAUUAAUGAUUUGCGUACCUUGGGGGCAACACAAAAUACGAUUGCCCACGAGGAACGGAGACUUCAAGAAUUGCAAGCAAUAUGCUAUAAAUUCUUUAGAAGAGAUAUGAUCCAAAAAUGGAAACGUCCUUCGAUGCGUAGAAGCAUGAAAACAUCGCAGAGAUCCAUAUCGUUUAUGGGUGGCUCCCAUAGUCAUCAUAUUGAUGAUGGUUUGGCCACAUAUUCGGGAAGGAGAUUAGAUCCCAUUGCCUCCAAUGAUGAAAUAUCAAGUUUGCAAUCCACACCAGCCUCAUGUCAUUCGAGGAGUGCUUCACUCAAGACUUCGGCCACAAAUCGUGUAACAUUUUCGGAAACAAUGCGGCAAACAUCUUUGCCCAAUGCCGAUAGUGAUGAUGAACCACAGAGCACCAAUUCCCAAGAUGCUCACACGGAUACACCGCCCAGUGAGAUAGACAUUGAUGGCACCUCAGUGGAAAUGCGACGCAAACAUCAGUAUCAACAAAAGCAGCAGGAACCCAAUAUAGAUUUUGAGUUGGAUAUCAAGGUAUUGGUGAAUUCGGGCAAAUGUGUUCUACACACCAAGGAGACCACAGAAGAUCGGUUUUGCAUUUCUGGACCAACAACCGUUAAGACUCACAAACGGGAAAGAAGUGUGGGCUAUGAUUGGGGUAGUCCAACACCCUCACGUAGGCAAAGGGAUAAAAGUAAGUUACGAUAUAACCCCUCCAAUGCUGCCAUGCUGACGGAUCUGACCAUAUUCCAUAUACCGGGAUUGGAUGUCAAACUACACUACCAAUCAAGGACUGUGGAACACAGUGUGGGCGAAUCAACACGCAUGGCAAGCACCGAUAGCCAUCAAUCCAUGAUGUCAGGAUCGGCAAGAAGGAUGAGUACUAAACGGGCAUCACUAUUUGCCUGGAUGACUUUACAAUCAAUUCCCGAGGAGACAAUAAUAUCACCACAUAUUUUGGAGUUUUUGGAACAAACUCUGGAACCCAUACCCACUAAGGCUGAACAGAGUAGCGGCUCACAGACCCCCUCUAACAAUGCUGUCAAUUUGGAUAUUUUGCCUGCGAAUUAUGUACAAUACGCCUCUUUCCCCGUAGAUGUUAUUGUCUAUUUCCACAUGCAACCCUCGACGUUUAGAUUCUCCUGCCUACCCGUAUCUCGGGUGGAAUGUAUGUUACAACUGCCCAGUUUGGAUAUUGUGUUCUCUUCGAAACGUUCGGCCGAUGAAGAUAAUCAACAAAAUCCCUUUGAAUCAAAUUCAAGUACUGCAGGUGGUGCAGCAACAUCCGGCCCUGAAAAGGAUAAGGAUAAAACACCUCAAGGUGGUCUCAGUGUUACCGGCUGUUUGGCCGAUUUUAAUGUGUUCAUUUUCCAUCCUUAUGGUGGCAAGAAGACCAACAUAAAGGAAGCUCAAUUUUCACCACUCACCGAUUCGGAGCGAAAAGAUUCACUGAGCAUAAAUGUGGAAUUUGUAAAAUUCCAUAUAACACGUUGCCGCAAGGUCUACAUCGAACCAUCUGCUUCAUCGAAAAGGUCGUUGGAUCAGUCAAAGGCUGUGGUAAGAUUCUCAACCAUUGUUGAUAUAGGCAGUGCCUCUUUCAAGUACGAUAUGCGGCGAUUGACGGAGAUAUUGGCAUUCCCCAAGGCCUGGUACAGGCGACGUAUAGUCCGUCGUUUAUUCUUGGGCGAUUUGAGUGUGCAACAAACAAAUAGUGAAAGCGGUGGCGGUGGUGAUCAUGCUGCCGGCACUCCUACGACGCCCAAAGAUUUUCAACGUACCCGAACCCCGGAUAAAUCUCCAGGGGAUCCAACUGCUUUCUAUGGUCGUGAUAAGAUGAAAUUGAAUUUCGAUACUCCCACAUCAUCGACGGGUGCCAUACGUAAGCUCAAAUCCUUGGGCAAAUCGUCGAGUAAUGAGUCCUCCAGUACACCACCCUCGGAGAAGAAUCAAAUCACCGCCUGGGAAACAUUGGUUUUAUUUGCAGUAAAUUUCACGAAAUUAAAUGUUCAAAUGAAUAUGGGCAAUGUUAUGGGUAAUGUGGUAUGGCUAACCAAAGAUUUCCAAUCAGAUGGUCGCCUAUCGAUUGGCAGCACUGGCUAUAAAAAUAUGUAUAUUGGCAUUUAUUUGGGUGGUUCAUCGUUGGAUGCCAAGGGUGGCAUUGUUGGUGGUAGUUUUGAGGUUAAUAAAAUCAAUAAUCGUUUCCAUAUUAAGGAAGAGUCUGGCGUGGAACCAUGUCACACCAUACGUUUGAGUUUUAUGGCAUUGGAAUUGCGUUUGGAUUACAUGGGCACUUCGGUCUUGAUGACGAGGAUAAGUUCCUUCUCAGCUGCCAUGAAGGAUGAAUGGAAAACUACACUGCUAAAUGCUGGCAAGGCCGAGGAGACGAAAUAUGACAAUUCGGCACCCAAGGCUAUUAUCUUUGUUCAUGGAGAUUUAUCGUGGGAUCAGCUACAAAUCAUGAUUUCCAAAUCAACAACUGCCGACCUGCUGAAAAUGUACUACAAACUGGAAGAGUUCUUUACACAACAAUUCAAGUCAUCAAAACGUGUUUUCUCCAGUCUGGAACCACGAUUACAUGAGCGAAAUGCCAGCAUGAAGCGGCGAGCAAAUAUGAAGAAGAAAAUGAGUGGUGGGGAGAAUUUGGGUCCUGACAUUAGCAACACAGAUGCCCGACAUCAUCGCCAUUGGCAGAAGCCAUUGGAAAUGGUGGCUGGCCUGGUUGUUCCCACCUUGGUGACACGCCUGCCUCGCAAUGGCAACGUCUUGGGUGGUUCGGUGAAAUUACAUGGCAAUAAUAUUUCAUUGGCCUGUUUCCAUGGCAUUAAUUUCAAAUCAAAAUCUUGGGCUUUAUUUAGUUUAAAAUCGCCAUUUAUCAAUUUCACCACUGAGGCAUAUCAGGAUGCGGAGACGCGAGAGAUAUUUGUGACACAGACAUUAACCUCAUGUCUGGGCCAGUCCAACGAAGAGGGUCAGCAGCAAAAUCAUUCAAUGGCCAUUGUUAGUCGCAUUUCGAGGAAUAUUGUAUUUCCACCACAAUUCAAGACAUUGAAUGAGUGGUUCCAUUAUGCAUUUGCCAAUAGUGAAAUUGAUGCUGUUGAUCGUUUCCCCAUUCUGGAAUAUGAUCGUGAAAUUGCCUCGAAUUCAAUAGAACGUACCAGAUCGGCUGCCUCCAGCACAGCCAGUUCAACCAAAUCUCAAGAUCGUGAAGUCAUAUUUGCCUUACCCAGUUUACAUUUGCAUUUUAGAACGGAACACAAACAGGGCCCAACAACACCGCAGCCAUCAGACAUGAAACCAGAGGUUAUCUGCAGUUUUACCACAGAAUUUGACGAUCACAUUUUCGUGACCGUAGAUGCUGAUGCCUUCUUCUUUUUGCAUGACUUAAUCACGUCCUAUGUCAAGGAGAAGGAGAAAGUGGUUGGUGCUCAAUCAGCCCGUGCAGCCUCGCCCAAUCUCUCGCAAAACCUCAAACACCAGCUUAAACCCUAUGUCACCGAUGAAAUCCUUAAGGAACAGCAGCAUUUAGCAUCGACAUCAUCUAACAAUUCAUCAGCUUCAAAUACUCUAUCAUCACGGAAUGCUAGCUCAAGCAAUUUAGAUGUAAAUCAAACACAGCAGCAACAAUCAUCUAUGGCAAAUGCCGGUGCACAGCAUUUGGCCAAUAGCAAUCAUAAUUUGAACAACGAUACCAAAGACUCAAACACAACCCCUGGCACCAGCACAUCAGCAACAAAACAAACAACUAACAUGAAUUCAAACUCUGUAACAAGUGGCGGUGCUGCAGGCUCGGCAAUAUCAUCCGGUACGUCGCAAAAUGCAACCUCAUCUGGAGCAGGUGGAGCAGCUGGCGGUGAUGCUGCGGCUGCUGGUAACAAUGAUACCGAUUUAGAAUCAUUCUUUCGUGAUUGGCGUCAUUUCGAAUGUCAGACAUGGCAUUUGGAACCCACAGUGCGGAUACUCUAUUGGGCUGGCAAAUCCAUUGAACCCUAUGGCAUUGAUUAUAUACUCAAUAAAUUGGGUUUCAGUCAUGCCCGCACCACAAUACCCAAGUGGCUGCAGCGGGGUUUUAUGGACCCCCUCGAUAAGGUACAGGCUUUAAUGAUGAUGCAAUUGUUAAAUAUGAUUAGGGAAAAUAAACAGGAACAAAAUGUGAAAAAUAAUAAAAAUUCCAAUUAAGGUAGAGAAGAAGCCUUCAGAGAAAAAACAAA